GAUAUCCGGCGGAGGUGCAAGUAUGGAAGCUGUGGAAGAGUUAGAUGUCGAUGUCGAGGGCGAUUCGGCGGUGGGACCUGCUGCGGAAGCGCAGCCAGGAAGUUAUCAGUAUCCCUCAUCCAGUUUACUCCAAGAUCACUACCUUGAUUCCACUUGGAGAACAGAUGUGGUUCUUCCUUGGAGUCUUGAUAGUACAAUUAGUGAAGAAAACAAGGCUGUCAUUGAGAAGAUGCUUCUGGAAGAAGAAUAUUAUUUGUCUAGCAAGUCACUUCCCGAAAAAAAUUGGCAUGAGCCAAAGGAAAAUGAUAAAAAAUGUACAAAAAGUCCACACAAGAAAGAAACAAAAAUCAUGCUUCGUUCACCUCCAAAAUCAGCAACUAGUUCAUUGAAAUGGACAACAGAAGAAAAGGAAAAGUUUGAAGAAGGACUGGCUAAAUUUGGCAGAAGAUGGACAAAAAUUGCUAUGCUGAUUGGAAGUCGCAACGUUCUUCAAGUAAAGAGCUAUGCCAGGCAAUACUUUAAGAACAAGGCAAAAAGUGAUGGUGUAGAAAAAGUGAAACAACAGCAACAGCACAUCAGUGCUCCUCUUCCACAAAGCAGUGAGGAUGUUGAAAGGAAGAAGGUGACAUGGGCACCAGAGCACUUAAGAGGACGAGCGGACCCUUAUUUAAAUGCAGUGAAAAUUGAAAAAUUAUCAGAUGACGAGGAAGUAGACAUUACAGAUGAAAUGGAUGAACUUUUAUCCUGUGCACAUCAGCAAGAAUCUGGAAAGUCUGAGAUAUUAGAUGUUCCAAAAAGCCCAUCUGAGCAAAGCAAUUGGACAGCACCUGUUUUGGAUUCUGCCCAACACAUGUCUGCUGUUCUCUUAACCCAGGACAUCACAAAGCCAGAACAAAGCGCAGAUGAGACUGUAGUUUCCUUCUCUGAGAAUAAAAAGCAUCAGACUAUAAAAAUAGAGAAUCAGAAGUGUGAUGGAACGGGGACUUCUGAAAGUCCCAACUGGUUUCCUAGUCCAGAGCUUUGUGAAGAACAAAAGGACGUAACUGACAGCAGCAUUCAUUUCCUUUCUUCUGAACACCUUGGCGAGGAAAAUCGGAUGGAUGCAGAGGAGCUGAAGUCACCAGAUCAAGAAAUAGCAAUAGAUAGAGGUGUUAUACUAGAAGAAGAAAAGCAAGCGAUUCCAGAAUUUUUUGUCGGGCGUCAAGCCAAAACACCUGAGCGCUAUUUGAAAAUUAGAAAUUAUAUUUUGGACCAAUGGGAAAGAAUCAAACCAAAAUACCUGAACAAGACAUCAGUACGUCCAGGGCUGAAGAAUUGUGGUGAUGUCAACUGUAUUGGACGAAUACAUACAUACCUGGAAUUAAUAGGAGCAAUUAACUUUGGCUGUGAGCAAGCUGUGUAUAAUAGACCGCAAACAGUUGACAAAGUACGGCCCAGGGAAGGCAAGGAUGCUGUUGACGCGUAUCAGCUCGUGCAACGUCUACAAUCUAUGCGCACGAGACGGCGGCGAGUGAGAGACCCAUGGGGAAACUGGUGUGACGCCAGAGAUUUGGAAGGACAGACGUUUGAGCAUCUCUCUGCUGAGGAGCUAGCAAAGAGGAGAGAAGAUCAGAAAUAUAAACUAUCAAAAGCAUUUAAAGGACAAAGACACACCAAAAGUUCAUUUGAUCCCUUUCAGCUGAUCCCUUGCUGUUCUUACACAGAAGAAAAACAAGAGCCAUUCAAAGUGUCAGUAGCUGCAGAAGCACUUCUGAUCAUGGAUUUGCAUGCUCAUGUUUCAAUGGCAGAAGUAAUUGGUUUGCUAGGUGGAAGAUAUUCUGAAACGGAUGGAAUAGUUGAAGUCUGUGCAGCAGAACCCUGCAAUAGCCUUAGUACAGGCUUGCAGUGUGAAAUGGAUCCAGUAUCUCAAACACAAGCAUCAGAGAUACUUGCUGCUAGAGGUUACAGUAUCAUUGGAUGGUACCAUUCUCAUCCUGCCUUUGACCCUAAUCCUUCCCUACGUGAUAUUGAUACCCAGGCAAAAUACCAGAGCUAUUUUUCCAGAGGUGGCUCAAUGUUUGUUGGAAUGAUUAUAAGUCCUUACAAUCGAAAUAAUCCUCUUCCAUAUUCUCAGCUCACUUGUCUUGUAAUUAGCGAUGAGACUAGUUCAGAUGGAUCCUACCGCCUACCAUACAAGUUUGAAGUGCAACAAAUGUUGGAAGAGCCUCAGUGGGAGCUAGUAUUAGAAAAAACACAGUGGAUAAUUGAAAAAUACAGACUGUCUCAUAGUUGUGUGCCCAUGGAUAAAAUCUUCCAUAGAGAUUCAGACCUAACGUGUUUGCAGAAGCUUUUGGAGUGCAUGAGGAAGACUCUGGACAGUGUAGCCAAUAGCUUCAUUGCUGAAGAAUUCCUGACACAGUUAGAAAACUUGUUCCUUUCAGCCUACCAAAAUGAGGAAUGGACUGAUACUGCUGAGGAAAAUAGCAUGUGUCCAAAUGACCUGCCAACGUGAUAACACUGGAAAGAAAAAUAGACCACUUUAUAAUGAAGUGGCCAUCGUUGAGAGUAACCGAAUCCAGUGUGGCUGAAGAAAAUUACUGUUAAUGAAAGACAGUAUGAAGCAAUCAUGGUGAACUAUCUGACCUCUGGCAUAACUUCUAAUCUUCUAAAAUUACAGUUAUACAGCAGGAAAAUGAACCAUUUACCAGCCCAUCACUUAGGUAGAAGCUAUCCAUUGCUCUAAAAGAAUUGAAGUGAUAAUGUUUUACUUGGACCAAGUGCUAUUAGCUUGAUGUUGAAAUAAUUAUAUUGCCAUUCUGUUUAGGAAACACCACCAUGUUAUGCUUAAUGUGUAUUCCCUAGGGGCUGUCAAUGUACAUUUCUUCUAUUUUAUAAAAUAAGCUAUACCAUACCCCAAAGGUGCAUUUUCAAGA
Notechis scutatus (mainland tiger snake) is the source of this 2912-nucleotide messenger RNA. RefSeq names its product Myb like, SWIRM and MPN domains 1 (gene MYSM1). The record is from RefSeq and is a predicted model, not a curated record. Gene Ontology annotation, molecular function: protein binding; metallopeptidase activity. NCBI's taxonomy places the organism in Eukaryota, Metazoa, Chordata, Lepidosauria, Squamata, Elapidae.